GGUCCGCUUGGCUUCGGCGUCGGCGUCGCUCCCGCGCUGGGGAGCUAGGCCGGCUUUUCUCCGCAGGCCGCGGUUAAGAGUCGGUGGCGAAGGGCGCGCGAAGGGCCGUCAGCCACGCGGCGUCAGCCGUGGCGUCGGGGUCGUUGUGUCGUGACAACGACUCCGGUAGCCGUGUCCGCGACAGCUGGUGCGGCCGCUUUAGCCCCAGGCGGGCUCAGCGGCUGCCUGGCGAGUCUGUGCUCGCGCCCAGCCCUUUCCUUCCUGGACCCAGCGCCAAGCAGCGACGCUGAGCCGACCGCCGGAGCGGCGGGCAAUGGCGGCCUCGACGGCCUCGCAUCGGCCCAUCAAGGGGAUCCUGAAGAACAAGAGUUCUACGACUUCCUCUGUGGUGGCCUCGGCCGAGCAGCCCGGCAGGAGUGUCGACGAAGAGCUGAGUAAAAAAUCCCAGAAGUGGGAUGAAAUGAACAUCCUGGCGACAUAUCAUCCAGCAGACAAAGACUAUGGUUUGAUGAAAAUAGAUGAACCUAGCACUCCUUACCAUAGUAUGGUAGGUGAUGAUGAAGAUGCACUGAGUGAUUCAGAAACCAAUGAAGCCUUGACCCCAGAUAUCUUAGCUAAGAAAUUAGCUGCUGCUGAAGGCUCAGAGCCAAAGUAUCGGGUUCAUGAACAAGCAAGCAGUGAAGAUGAGGAUAGUGACCUCUCACCUGAAGAACAAGAAAAAAAGCGACAGUUUGAAAUGAAAAGGAAGCUUCACUACAAUGAAGGACUGAAUAUUAAAUUAGCUAGACAAUUAAUUUCAAAAGACCUACAUGAUGAUGAGGAAGAUGAAGAAAUGUCAGAGACUGCAGCUGAAGAAAGCAUGAACACGGAAGAGUUAAAUCAAGGAUCUACUACAAGUGACCAACUGCAAAACAAAUCACAGAGUUCAUAGAAAAGAUUUGUUCAGCACUGUAAUUGUCAGAUACAGACCCUGUUCCUAUAAUACACUGCUUCUUGUUCUCAACAAUUCACGACUUAAGUACCAAAAUGCGUACCAGUUAUUAUAUAUUGCCAAGAAUUAAAUGACUUUCAAGACUAAUUAGACUGAAAAUGCCUAAUUGAUACAUAUAUUCUUGUGCCUAGUACCACAAAUAUAGCAUAAUGUCAUCAGUCCAAAACUACAUUACUUUUGUAAGAACACUGGUUAAUUUGUAUAUUAUAUAGCUUUUUAUGCUUUAGAAGUUAAAAUAAUAUCUUUUCGGGGAUCUAAUUUAUUUUCUUCACUUCUAGAUGUGAUAGCUCUUAUAAAAAGUUUUUUUUUUUUUUAAUCGUAAUCCAGUUGAAAUAGCAGAUUAUAUAAGCUGGUAAUAUUCAGUCUGAACAGUAUUUUAACAUGUGUCUUCAACUUGAUUUGUUUGUUUAAUUGAAAAGGAUCAUAAGAGUAACUUGGCAUUUUCUGGCCUACUAUCUCUAAAAUUCCCCUUGAGUUUCUUUAUGUUUACAAGGACAGGAUUGAUUUUUUCCUCAUCAAAACUAGCUUUUUUCACAAAUAAAUUACCGGGUUAAACUUGCAGUAACAUCUGCUCUGUUUUUUGUACACUCGAUGGGCAGACUUUCAGAUUAGUUUUUUAAACAAAUACAAUUCUGAUAUAGUCUCAACAUUCCCUUUAUAUACCUGUCUUAACCUCCUGCCUUUGUUUCUUUCUUCUUUCCACAUAUACACACACAAUAAAGUGUAAUAAAGAUGGUCAUGGAAUUAGGAACUCUUCUUUCUCUCACAUAUUCUAUCAUUUGCUGCUACAAUGAAAUGUUUGACUAUCAAUGCCUAUUAGUUCUUCUAAUGUAUGGAGAAAGUUGAACAGCAGCCAUACUAUAGACAGAAAAUACAAUUCAGCUGUGGAAUUUCUACACCUCUCUGAUUUGCAGCUUGCUAAUUAAAUUGCUAUAAUUAGUUUAUUGUUUGACUUAAUUAGACCUUAGAAAACAGCUAGCAGGUUUUUUUGCAUGAUGAGAGAAUUGUGUGUAACCGGUGAUAUGAUAGUUCCUGAAUGUACAGACAGAAUAAUCCUGAACACUUUCUAAUUUAAAAACUUUAAAUAGUCCCUGCUUUAAGGGAAUAUGAUAAUGUAUACUACAAAUGUGCUUUAUUCUUCUAACACAGUAAGAUCUGGAUUUUUUUCCUGAAAUGAAGUGCAGUUCCUGUGUUAGUUUAGUGAUAGUUUCAUUUCUAGUCAAUUAUUUGUAUCUUAAUUUUUUUGUCAGUACCAAAAGAAUUCAUUAUAUGAACAGACUUUUAAAAUAAUUUCUGUAUAUUGUAUAUAUGAAAUGGCUUUUAUUGAACAGCUUAUCUUCCACUUGCAAGUUUAUGAAAAUACCAAUAUGUCAAAAUAAAUAAAAAGCGGGGGAAUUCUUUGCUGUUAGAAGAAUGUGCUUUUUAUUUUGAAUGACUUUUUUUUUUUUUU
This is a messenger RNA of Mustela erminea (ermine), 2441 nucleotides long. RefSeq names its product protein phosphatase 1 regulatory inhibitor subunit 2 (gene PPP1R2). The transcript has 6 exons. Gene Ontology annotation, biological process: regulation of signal transduction. The record is from RefSeq and is a predicted model, not a curated record. Gene Ontology annotation, molecular function: protein phosphatase inhibitor activity. Bases 314 to 931 code for a protein of 205 amino acids. Lineage: Eukaryota; Metazoa; Chordata; Mammalia; Carnivora; Mustelidae.